AUGUCCACUGAGUCCUCCGGAAAAAAAACGACUGAGAAAGAGGAAGGAAGAAAAACUGGAACGUUUGCUAACCGAGAUUCUACAGCGUCUUCUCCUCCCCCACUUGGACCGUCAUCGAAAAAGACAAAAGCCGACAGAAGUAGAAGCUUCGACGCCGUUCCAGCCAAUACGAUGACAGCGGAAGAGAAUAAUAUAUAUUUUAAUUAA
Molecule: messenger RNA, 207 nt
Organism: Caenorhabditis briggsae
Lineage: Eukaryota; Metazoa; Nematoda; Chromadorea; Rhabditida; Rhabditidae
Exons: 2
Coding region: 1-207 (68 amino acids)
Source: RefSeq, a predicted model, not a curated record